Messenger RNA from Adelges cooleyi (spruce gall adelgid), 728 nucleotides. RefSeq lists its product as uncharacterized. Gene Ontology annotation, biological process: symbiont-mediated hemolysis of host erythrocyte. The transcript has 2 exons. NCBI's taxonomy places the organism in Eukaryota, Metazoa, Arthropoda, Insecta, Hemiptera, Adelgidae. The record is from RefSeq and is a predicted model, not a curated record. Bases 102 to 713 code for a protein of 203 amino acids.
UAUAUAUACGGUUAAUUCCGUAGUCAUACAUUCAGUAUAACUACAAAUUACCAACAGUGCCAUCUCGUUGCACGUGCAAUUUAUAACGCAAUUUCGCAAUCAUGUACCGAUUAAUUUUUAUGUUUCUCGCUGUAACCAGCGUUCGGUCCACACUAGUAACCGUAAACGUGGAUACGUCGUCCGACAAAAUUCAGUUCGAUAAAUGCUCCAUCGUCUGCGGUCCCCUGUGUUCUGUUAUAUGUUCGCGUCUGCCAAUAAGUCUACCUACAGCUCUCUGCAAAAGUGUUUGCAAGCCACUGUGCGAAAAAUCGUGUCAGUCGGAUCCGAAAAUAGCAAUUACGAUAACGUACAAUCAUAACGACACUUAUGUGGAAGUACGUGAUUCGGAUUUAGACUCGGGAAAAUGGACCAAAGAUGAUUGUAAAAAGACAUCGUCUCCGGAUGGUUUGAAAAUCACAAAAGAUAAUCCGGUGACCAUUCGAGCGUGUGGCAAGGAUCUGUCGACGAAGGGUGUCAAAGGUUAUUUUUACCUGGCGCUCAAUAACGAGGCGGAAAAUGAUUACAAGGUGACAUUUAGCGUGCCGUCGAUGAUAACCGGUAAAACAAUUUUUCAUUUGGAUCCCCUUAAAAACGAUGGGCCUAUAAGUUGUGAGCCAGACGAGCAAGGCUCAAGUUCGAUUCCAUCUUCUAUCCGCUGUUUUAGAGUAAUAUGAUAACGUGCAACACUA